UUUGGCGCCACGGAAACUUCAUCUCAACAACAUCCCAUGGGACGGGCACCCAAGUCGACGAAGAAGGCUCCUAUGCAACCGCAGCCAACGGAAGAAGAAGCGCCAGCUUGGUGGGUGUACAUAUGCCCGUCUAUCACGGGAGUGCAACGCCAAUGCGUCCAAGUAUGUGUCCGUGUGAUGGGAGGACAAGUGACGGAUUCGAUCGACGUCGUCCAAGGGAAAGGCGGCACACGACCAGGGACGACACCCGUCCAGAGCUAUGUAAUAUGCCCAUCAAGUCACUACGACUCGUACUUGACGCUUCGUGAGAACUGCUACGUUCCGCUGGUGACUCCCACGUGGAUUUUCCGAAGCGUGCUGCAGAAUUCGCAGCUGCUAUUGCCAACGGACCGAUUCUCGGCAAACCCGAAGAAAGUGUUUUCGUCCGUCGUGCUCUACUGCGUGCAAGUGGAUGUGGACCCUCGCAAGGUGAUUGCCGCGCUGAUGGCAAAUGGUGGUGGACAACUCGUAUCGCUGCCGACAAAUGCAGCAACUCACGUUCUAUGUUUGCGCAACAGCGGGAGCGACUACAUGCAAGCUGUCGAGUGGCAGCGACAGACCAAACCCAUGCUUGACGAAGUGGCAUCCAACGUUGCGCUUGUGCGCGACGGCUGUGACCGCUUCGCUGCCGGUGGUUGCAAAGGGUCGUUACCAGACAUGGUGGUGCAGUACCUCCUCGGGCAAUGCGGUCUGCUGUCCCCGCAAAUCGUAAGCUACGACUGGGUUCAGGAGUGCGUUAAGCAGGGCCGUCGAGUGCCCGAGAGCGAUUUUAGCUUUCCCGACGGAAGCGACAUUUUGUCCGCGACGAGCUCCACUGCCUCUGCCAGCGAACUAACCGUCCAAGACCUAAUAGAAACGUGCCAAAAGCAAACGAUUUACCCGCCUGUGCCUGCCUCAGACGACUUGUGGAAAGAUCUGGCAAAAGGGACCGUCACUUCCGACGCCAUGGCUGGUGAGACGAUCCUUUUUGCCCGGCACAUUCCUACCUCCCUGCGACAUCGUAUGAUGCAUGCGCUGGAGGCGUUGGGAGCAUCUGUGGUGUCUCCUAGCUCCGAAGACGUCCUCAUCCAAUUGCCCAAAGCUUCUUACGUCGUCUGCGGAUACCAAAGCGGCGCCGAGUACGCCACCGCUUUGAAGAUGCAAAAACCCAUCGUCAGCAUGCAAUGGGUGGCGGCAUGUAUUUCUGCGAAAGCCAUCGUGGCGACGUCUCCGGAGACGUCGCUCGUACGGCAAGCCCUGUACGCACCAUCGCGACGCCACGGCGGAAUUACUGGCAUGGAAGGGUGCGUGAUCACACUCUCGGGAUUCAACGGCCGGUCCAGUCCAACUCGCGAUGAUAUUCAAGCCCUUGUGCGGCUCACCGGCGCGUGUUACCUGUCUGUUUUAUCUCGGAGCCACACCACCCACUUGCUGUGUCUUGAGCCUUCAGGUGAAAAAUUCAAACGGUCACUUGCGUGGGGCCUCACCAACGUCGUCAAAUUUGAGUGGCUAGUCCAGUGUGUGCAACAGUGGCGAAAGGUACAUGAAGCCGCAUAUUCGUGGCUAGAACAACGUCCCUCAGCGAGCGCAACCAUCGAUGGCGCCACGACGAACACAACUUCAACCAAUGUCGCAGUGGAAGUCCCUAAAACCGCAAUGGACACAAUUAGCUCUGGUAACCCAACCAAGAUGACGCUGUCAAAGCCUGGUGCGAAAAAGGGGCCGAAAUUUCAAGUGGACGAUGCAUUGGAUGCGUUGGAAAACGACAAACGAUCAACUCCCUUGAAAGCAGCAUCCACUCCAUCCAAACAGCCGUCUACCGAAAUAGUAGCUGAGGCUGGCAGUGCCGUGACAACGCCUAUUCAACUGCGCAAAGCCAUCGCGACCAACUCAAUUGAGAAUGAAAUUGUUGCGAAGCACGGCCGGUCGACCAUUGCGGCUACGAAGAAACCAACUGCUAAGGCCAAGAAACGACCGUCUCGCGCGACAGCAACGGAAUCGAAUGAUGAAAUUGAAGUCAUCGAACAGGACGAUCCACCUCCGCCAGCAAAAUCUAGGCGCACGGCUGCUGCGAAUCGGAUGGAGACAACUGAUGCGCCAUCGACCCCCACGCCAAAUAAAUCAGCCCCACUGGCCAAACCGAAAGCCUCUCGCUACGUAUUUCUCCUGACUGGUUCCCACGAAGAUAUGGCGAUGGACGCGUCGAUCGUGAUGGCAUUGGGCGGCACUGUCUUGGAGACAAAGAGGGCAUUCGAUCCAGCAUGCACCCACAUCAUUUGCAAAGACCUUCGACGGACGGAAAAGGUCGUAUGCGGAAUCGCGUCCGGCAAGUGGAUUUUGUACCCCGCCUACCUCAAGGAAUGUCUGGCGAAAGGCAUGUUUGUCGACGAAGUGCCGUUCGAGUGGGGCGCCCCCACCGCGUCGAAACGUACGGCAAAGGGCUCACUGGACCACCGCAUCUGGCCGUUGGUGGCGCAGUACUGGCGGCAAGAAAUCACGUCGGGGCGGUCGAAAGGCGCAUUUUACCGGAGAAAAUUUGGCUUGCAUGACGCUGACUCAAUGACGCCGCCGGCAGACAUGUGCAGGCGAAUCAUUCAAGCGGCAGGUGGAACGGUCGUAGACGACACGUCGAAAUUCGACAAAGACACGAUGGUGCUUGUGGGCGAAGCAAAGAAGAUGGAUCAAGCAGUGAAGCGGUGGCAAGGGCUAGGAAUACCGUGCAUUGCACCGGGAUUUCUCAUAGACUACAUUACCAAGGAUCAGCACAGCCGACCAACGUGGCAGUCUUAUGCCGUCGGGUCCUAACCUAGUCUUCUUCCUUCGGCACCCCUUCGACCAACUCGUCGUCGUGGCUGUAGUUCUACUCAUCACGCCAAGUAUUGUUAUGAACCAAAGAUCCGCUUAAAAGUAUGGAGGCACCUACCUGUCGGAAGAGCUGGAACC
This is a messenger RNA of Aphanomyces invadans, 2961 nucleotides long. RefSeq lists its product as hypothetical. The record is from RefSeq and is a predicted model, not a curated record. Lineage: Eukaryota; Oomycota; Saprolegniomycetes; Saprolegniales; Verrucalvaceae. The transcript has 8 exons. The coding region runs from base 37 to 2823 and encodes 928 amino acids.